Messenger RNA from Exophiala xenobiotica, 6072 nucleotides. RefSeq lists its product as uncharacterized. NCBI's taxonomy places the organism in Eukaryota, Fungi, Ascomycota, Eurotiomycetes, Chaetothyriales, Herpotrichiellaceae. The record is from RefSeq and is a predicted model, not a curated record. The transcript has a single exon. Gene Ontology annotation, biological process: mitotic cell cycle. The coding region runs from base 263 to 5443 and encodes 1726 amino acids.
GAAAGCCCUUACGCUACUUUCCUCUACGACUAUUCUUUUAUUACGGACUCCGCGACACCCGACACGCGGCAUUUCACGAAGACAUCAACAAGCCCAAGCCGACAACACGAUCGCGCUGUAAAUCCCGAGUCACAGAAGAGACAGAGCUUUCGGCUGUUCGGAUGCCCGUCUAUAACAACCGGCGUGGUCACUAAGAGCGACAACAACAACUCAAGUAGUUUCCUCAUCGAAGCCGAAUACACUGAAUUACCACUGCUACAACAUGGCACCCCGAAAACCGGCCAGUCCAGCAAAACCUCGACGCGUCACACGCGCUCGAGCUGCUGACACCGAUACAAAAACAGCCCUGGACGAAGCACCAAAACGAAAGACUGCACCUUCGAAAGCAGUACCAACUACAAGCAGAACAAAGGCCAUUGUAUCAAAGUCGCGAGUCACCAAGAAAACGGACACGAAGACCACCAAGUCUGCCCGAUCGACUCCGGUCGUCGAAGUCAAUGACAGCAAUGACGAAGACGAGAUCGUUGUCGCGGUCGCACAACCAGCGACUAGAGCAUCGCGCUCGACGCGCACCACGACCACGACCCCAGCUACCUCCACACUAGCAGCCGCUCCUCGACGAAGAAUCAAAGUUACUCCUUUGGACGCGCCUGCCCCAGAACCAGCGCCGGCAAAGGAGCCAGAAGCGAAACAGGUCAAGAAGGCAUCUGCAAAAGAAAAGAAGGAAAAAACAACCACAUCUAAAUCCGCCACAACACGUACCAAGAGAGAUAUGGCCGCAGCUGAACUGGAGGAGAAGGUCGAAGAGCCAAAGGUCCACCCCAUGCCUAAGAAGCGUGGCAGGUCACGGGCAACGAAGGCAGAAGGCGAAGAUGCCGCAACUGAGACUGCGGCAACCGUACGCAAGACUAGGGGUCGAGCAAAGAAGGAAGAUACACCGGUUGAGCCACUCCCACCUUCGCAAGCGCCGCUACCCACCAAGCAGACUCGGGCCAGAACUGGGUCAACAGCAUCGGUUGCUGUGCCCGAGGCCACCAUCAACGUUGUCAUCCCAGCACCGGCUCGCAAGAAGGUGACUUUCCAAGACCUACCAGAUGAUGACGACGAGAAGGAGAACAAGCAGCCCGUGACCGUCUCGAAGUCGAAGGCCGCAAAGAAGGGCCCUACCCCUGCUGCGGCGAAGAAGAGCGAAACAGCUGCAAAGGGAAUGCGCGCGAAACCGAUCCGCAAGCCCGCAGCAACAACUACCAAGUCUACUCGAGGUUCCUCGAAGGCUGCCAAACUGUCCAAAACGGAGGAGACCGAGAAGAUCAUGCCUCGAGUCCUGACGCCAAAGAAGAUCACUCAGAUUGCCAAGGCUAUGCCGGUCGAGAAUGAGGACGAGGAAGACGAACUUGCAGGCGGCAAGACCCCAGUCCGUGAUCUCAGCCUCUCACCAAGACGAGGAGAGCAUGUCACAUCUGUUGGAGCAAUGUCCCCUGUCAAGGCUCUGGACUUCACCCCUGCCUUGAAGUCUCCCGAGAAGUCCAACGCGAAUGCAUCACCAGGAAUUAUGAGUCCACCGCGAAGAAUGCCCUCUUCUCCAUUCAAAGACUCCUUGAAGGAGUCUCCACGACGAGCACCGGAAGGCGUGGCGAUCUUCCGAGCCCAGAUCCAGGAGUCAAGCAGCAAUGGAUCUCUGUCUUUGAAUCCCAGCAGUCAUUCCCAGUUGUCACAGUCACCGAAACGUGGAUUGUCUGAUAAGCUCGUCUUCCCUCCGUCAGCUAUGAAACCGCGGCAAUCACCAUUGAAGACUGCUCUGCUGUCUUCGCCAGCUAGACGGCUGUUUUCGCCAUCGAAGCAGAAGACUCCUGGUCACGUCUCGCCUUCGCCCAUCAAAAAGCAGGGUACGCCUGCGUCCGAGCAGAUGAAGUCUCCGGGCGAUGUUGACUUGGUCAUGUCGUCUCACUUCAGAUCUUCCAUGUCACCUCAGCGAUUAGCUAAGGUGUACAGAAUGAGCGAUGAUGAAUUGGCCCAAGAGGCGGUGGGACAGUUGGACUUUGAUCAAUCGGUCUUGAACAUCAGAAGCCCACUGAAGGUGGACACCGUCAAGCCGCAACUCAAUCUGCCCAAGGACAAUAUGGAGGUUGAUGAGCCAAUUGAGCUGAACGAGGAAGAACGUGAACACGAUGAGGAGCUUGGAGUUGUCGAGCCGGCGCAAAUUGCACCAGUGGCUGACGCCGAGCCAGUCGCGGCUCCUGAUGCCGCCAGCGACGACACAGUCCUCGACCCUGAUUUGGAGCAUCAAGACGUCUCUGAUGAGGAUGAGGAAGAAGUUGAAGAGGUUCACGAGCAGAAUAGCGAUGAGGCCCCUCAAGAUGAGGUUGUCCCUCAAGCAGCUCGACAAGCUUCCAUCACCAAGCCCAGACUAUCAAACGCUCUAUUCACCCGUCUCCGAGAGGUCGACGAUGAGUCUGAAGAUGAACUCGCCGCAGACCAAACACCAGUCGCACGAGGCCAACCUAGUCUUAGCAGUUCAAACAUCAAGUCCCGGUUGUCAGGCGGGAUGGUACCUCCUAGCGCUUCGCGAGGUCUUGGAUUCACUCCACUUGCUGCACAAGUCCGUGGCUGGCGAGCGGACAGUCCUGAGAAGCGAAGUAGCCCCCAGAAGAGCACACCAGCGUCACACGGUCUAUUCUCACCUCUCGCUCGGAUACACGUUGCUGGAUCGGUAGAAGUGAAUCGGCAGGACACGCCAGCGAAGCAGGCGCAGAAGAGAAAGUCAAUGGCUGCUCGACUGUCAUUUGCUCCAUCCAUGACUGAGAGUCCGGCAAGACCGGAUUUCUUCGGCGAAAGUAUGGCUGCGCAGGACUUCGAGGAGCAAACCGAUGAGCUUGCAGGCGCAAUAUAUGCGGAAGAAGAGGACCUUCACGAAGUUGUGCAGCAAGCCGAUGUUGAGGAGCAUGUCCAAGAGCAAGAAGAAACGUCUGAAGAUGAAGGGUCGGACGGUUCCAGCCAUGAGCCUGGCGAGCUGACGACCGACCUGAUCAAAUUCACCAAUGCUUCGGACACUGCCAUGGUUGACUUUGAAGCUCUAGCCAACGAGGCUGAAGAGAUGGCAGUGGAUGAACCGGACGGACCAACAAGUGAUGAUGAUGAUGGGCCUGAAGCAGCAGCUAUUCCAGGGGCAGAUCUUUCGACGGUGGAAGAAAGGCAGUCUAUGCUGUCAACGUCGUCUGAGAAUUAUGGCGACGAGAAUGCUGCUCCUGCAUAUCAAAUCCCAGCUCAGACAAACAAAGAAUGUGUAGUUGGCAAAGCUGUCGCGGAACAACCGCUGAGCGACAAUGCUCCAUCAUCUGACUCCGAAGAUGAACUACAGUCUGAAGAAGAAGAUGCAAUCAGCCCACCUCGCAAGGAGUCUGAAGCCGUCGAGACCUACCUACUCGGCGAUUCUUCAACCAGCGUCGCACUUUCUCCGUCGGCCGCGAAUACGACCUCAGCAACCGUCGAGAAGAGCAUCGAGAUGGACUUCAACGUCACACCAGUCCGGCCCGAUCUCAGCCUCGCACGUGUCGUCCACACCAUCGCUAAAGUUCCUCUCCGUCCUGAGGGAACAAUUCCUACGACGUCAUCCCCGAUCAAGAUGCAGCGCAAGAGACCGCGAUCGUUGUCCUCGUCUAACUCACUGGCCGUCAAGAGACGUAGCCUGGGCCUCAGCCCUAUGGACGCAGUGGCUAUCGUGGACGCUCUAGCAACACCGCGGGCAAAAGAUCAAUUGACUUCGUCACCGCAACGACGCAUUCGUAGCGCAGCACCGAGUCCUGCACAUUCGCUCGCGACCGGCUCGACGACGCCUGGUCAAUUCAGUUUUGCAAUCGAAGAUUUUGGAAACAGCACUCUAGACGGCAUAGAGCUGCCAGAAGACAUGAUGUUCUCUGAUGAGAUGGAGGUUGGCUCUGAACCGGAGCCGGAGACUGAAGGACACGGUCAAGAAGCUACUGUCAUGACCAUCGGCUCUGCUUUGUUCAAGACUCCUGGUUCCGCACCGAAGAGAGCGAGUAUGGCUCCUCCUCCGUCAACGGAAAAGUCCAAUGCCACUGCGACGCCUCACUACGCCAGGCCCACCAAGUCUAGCAGACGAAAGAGCCUCAGCACUCCCUCUCGCCCUGCUACAGCUGCAACACCAGUCCCAGCCGAGACGCCCGCGAUGACCACGAAGGCCAAGACACCAUCCACCUCACUCAAGAGCCGCACUCCAGCUGCUCGAACACCCUUGAAGCCUGUCGGUGACGGCCCUCUCAGCGGCGCAGUCGUGCAUUACGAUAUCCACACGAGUGAAGGAUCCAACGCUUCAGCGUUCUACGUCGAUCUGCUCACGUCUAUGGGCGCACGGUGCAUCAAGGAGUGGCGAUGGAAUCCACGGGCCAGCCUCGCUGUCAAUCCCGAUUCUGCAGAAAACGAACCCGAAGCUCUGAGCCAGGCCGUGGGAGUCACACAUGUCGUGUAUAAGGACGGCGGGAAGCGUACGCUUGAGAAGGUCCGAUCGGCCAAAGGACAGGUUCUAUGCGUCGGGGUCAGUUGGGUGCUCGAUUGCUAUCGCGAGCAGAAGUGGCUAGACGAGGCGGUGUAUGCGGUGGACACGGGGAUCAUGCCGCGUGGUGGAUCGAGACGGCGGAAAAGCAUGGAGCCGCGGAUCUUGAGAAACGAGAACGGUUCUUUGAGUGCGACGAAGCAGGGACGAGGCAGGAAAUCGUUGCCAGCUGCUCAUUUCGGAAACGAAGAUAUGAAGAUGAAGUUGGCGAAGACGCCGGUGCGUGCACUACAGCAGGCUGAGGCCGACAAAGAGAAUGACGUCAAUCUGCAAUUCGACGAUGAGGAAGUGGACAGCCGAAGUGACGAGGAGGAGCAGGUUCGGUGUGCAGGCGAAGUCCAGUCAGAAGGCGACCAAAACACCGAAGAAGAGACCGAACUCAAUUCGGUAUACGACUCCCCUGCCGCAGCAACAGUUGGUGAUGGUGGUGAGACCAUGGACAUGAGAUACCUCUCCACCAUUCCAAAGGAUGAUUCGAUAUUGUCCAACAUCGCUGCUACGCCGAUGGUCGCAUCGAAGAAGACAAGCAUGGAGACACCUCAGUCGGCAAAUUUGCAAGUCGAUUACGACCCACGUACCGCGGCGACUCCGUUGACGCCGUAUAUGGCCGCCAAAGGGAUGGGGAGGCAAGAUUUGGUGCAGAUGAGUGCGCCACCGAAGCAGAUCAACAGGAGCAUUUUUGAGUGCGACGAUGAAGAAGAACUGGCACAAGAAGACGAUGACAAGAAGGAAGCAGGGACUAAGAAGAAGCAGAAGUUCCAGGUCAGAAUGCGUGGGAAAGAGGCCGGUGGGAGUGAUGGCGCGAGGAGGAGGACGCUCGGGGCGAAUCUGGCAUUUAAGCCGGUUGUUGCGAGUCCAUUGAGGAGAGAGUAGUGACUUCCUUCUCUUCCUUUUGUGCCUUUUUUCCUGUCUCUGUCUUUCGUCGCUCGAGCAGCAGCAGGAGUAGGAGCAGCCACCAGCCAGCCAGGGCCAACAGUCUGUCACGAAGAAGCGCGCGUUGUGAGCUGGGAAUGGCAACGUGACGUCCUUUGCUUUCUUGGUUGCUUGCUCUUCAUUCCUCUGUGGGACUCGAGACCAAAAAAAGAAACGAAACGAAACAGUCUGGCAAUACCAGUGGCGGCGGGACGGGAACGGCGGCCAAGACUGGAGGAUUCUUGCUCAUUUCAUACGAGCUCAUACAUGUGAUGUUGAUUGUUUUGAUUGUGUUUUGGCGCUUGAGGUGUUGAGGCUCACUAGGCUGGAAAUGGGUAUAUCGAAUGGUCAUGGUCAUGAUCAUGGAUGAGUUUGGGUAUAGGAAUCGAUCGCACGGAGUUGGUUCCUAUUUUCAGUCAUGAGCUGAUUCGGAAGAGUGAGCUUGAGGCUGGAUCAAGACUCUAGUUCACCUUACUUUACGCAGUCUGCAGCUUUUGAAGUCGGUAACGGAUUGGAAUGAAAUGAAAUGAAACGAAGAAAUGAAGUGCGAUCACAAUUUCUUGCUCCGGUCAAGGUCAGAUCGGGCCUCU